AUGUGUGUUCCGGCCAGAAUCAUCGUGUGCCUGCUGAGGAAUGAUCUCCGUUUCCAUGACAACGAGGUACUGUUGUGGGCACACAGAAAUGCUGAUUAUAUCGUCCCUUUGUAUUGCUUUGACCCGAGACACUACCUGGGGACACAUCACUACAAUUUUCCAAAGACUGGGCCUCAUCGGUUGAAAUUCCUUUUAGAGAGUGUGCAAGACUUACAGAACACUUUGAAGAAAAGAGGAAGCAAUCUGCUAUUGAAAAGAGGUCACCCGGAAGAUAUAAUUGAAGAUCUAAUCAAGCAGUUGGGUCCAGUUUCUGCUGUUGCUUUCCAAGAAGAAGCAACAAAGGAAGAGCUUGAUGUUGAAAAGUCCAUAAAACAAGUCUGUACUCGUCAUGGGGUAAAAGUCCAUUUAAUCUGGGGGUCCACGUUGUACCACCGCGAUGAUCUCCCAUUCAGGCACAUCUCCAGUUUACCUGACAUCUACACCCAGUUCAGAAAAGCAGUAGAAACACAAUGCAAAGUGCGGCCUACCAAUCAGAUGCCAGAGCAAUUGAAACCUUUACCAGCAGGCCUUGAGGAGGGUUCUGUCCCAACACUAGAAGAUUUUGGGCAGCAAGAUCCUUUAAGCGAUCCAAGAACAGCAUUUCCUUGCAGUGGAGGUGAAUCCCAGGCCUUACAGAGAUUGGAUUAUUAUUUCUGGGAUACAAAUCUUGUAGCUUCCUAUAAAGAUACACGAAAUGGACUAAUAGGAAUGGAUUAUUCAACCAAAUUUGCUCCAUGGCUUGCUUGUGGCUGCAUUUCCCCCAGAUAUAUCUUUGAGCAGAUCCGCAGAUAUGAGAAAGAACGAACUGCAAAUCAAAGUACAUAUUGGGUGAUUUUUGAACUUCUGUGGCGGGAUUACUUCCGUUUUGUGGCUUUAAAAUAUGGCAGCAGAAUUUUCUUUCUGAGAGGUCUUCAGGAUAAAGAUGUCCCCUGGAAGAAAGAUCAACAACUGUUUGAUGCCUGGAAAGAGGGUCGUACUGGAGUACCUUUCGUCGAUGCUAAUAUGCGUGAGCUGGCAAUGACUGGAUUUAUGUCAAAUAGAGGGCGCCAGAAUGUGGCCAGCUUUCUCACUAAAGAUCUUGGAAUAGAUUGGAGGAUGGGCGCUGAGUGGUUUGAAUAUUUGCUGGUGGAUUAUGAUGUUUGCAGUAACUAUGGGAACUGGUUGUAUAGCGCCGGAAUUGGGAAUGACCCGAGAGAGAAUAGGAAGUUCAAUAUGAUAAAGCAAGGGCUGGAUUAUGAUGGGAAUGGCGAUUAUAUCCGACUGUGGGUUUCAGAAUUGCAACAGAUAAAAGGCGGUGAUGUUCAUGCUCCCUGGGCACUGAGUAAUUCUGCCCUAUCCCAUGCCAAUGUAACUCUAGGAAAGACCUACCCUCUUCCAAUAGUCAUGGCACCAGAAUGGAGCCGACAUGUCAAUCAGAAGCCGCAGGAUAGUGGUGCGGCACCAGCAAAGAGAGGAAAAGGUCCAUCGUAUACACCUAAACACCACAGGAACAGAGGAAUAGAUUUCUACUUUUCCAGGAAUAAAGAUGUAUGA
This is a messenger RNA of Staurois parvus, 1572 nucleotides long. The record is from the annotation of a GenBank genome assembly. NCBI's taxonomy places the organism in Eukaryota, Metazoa, Chordata, Amphibia, Anura, Ranidae.